CGGCGGCUGUCAGCGCGACCGCGGCCUGGCCGAGCCGUGCCGAGCCGUGCCCGGCGCCUUGUUUACCCGCGGCGGCGGGGGGAAGAUGGCAGCCCCGGCCUCCCCGCGCCGCGGCAGCUCGGCCCCGCCGGGGGUGUCCCCGCCGCCCUCGUUCCUCCUGCGCCUCGCCUGCCGCCUGCCCGCCGCCCUCGCGCCUCCUACAGCUGCUCCUUUAACCGCCACCUGUUCCUAGCUGUUUAACAGAAGUGGAUUGUGAAUUUAAGCCUUUGAUAACCUCAGCCUAUCAGCAUUACAGUCUUCGGGAUAGAUAGUAGCUCUCAAAGCCUCUUCAGGGGAUGCACCAUGACAUCAGCUGUGAUUGACACUGGAGGCCCUGGCCUGGAGUUCGACAGCAAUGGAAUAAAAAAAGAGGAGGAAAAUGAGCCAGUCUCUGAAUUCCCAGCAGUGAUUGUGGAGCCAGUUCCUAGUGCCAGACUAGAACAGGGUUACGCUGCUCAGGUCCUGGUUUAUGAUGACGAGACUUAUCUGAUGCAAGAUGUAGCAGAGGAACAAGAAAUUGAGACUGAAACUGUGGAAACAGUGGAAGCAUCAGUUCAUGGAAGCAAUGUACACUGCACAGAUAAGACAAUUGAAGCCGCAGAGGCCUUGCUUCAUAUGGAGUCUCCUACCUGCCUGAGAGAUGCCAGGAGUCCUGUGGAAGUUUUUGUCCCUCCUUGUGUGUCAACCCCAGAAUUUAUCCAUGCAGCCAUGAGGCCUGAUGUAAUCACAGAAACUGUGGUGGAGGUAUCAACGGAGGAGUCUGAACCAAUGGAUGCGUCUCCUGUUCCAACAUCCCCUGAUAUCCAUGAACCAAUGAAAAAGAAAAAAGCUGGCCGUAAACCGAAGACCCAACAGUCGGCUAUUUCAGAUGGCUCUCCAGAUCUAGGUAUCAAGAAGAAGCCUAGAGAAGGCAAAGGUAAUACGACGUACUUAUGGGAGUUUCUCCUGGACCUUCUUCAGGACAAAAAUACUUGUCCUCGGUACAUUAAGUGGACUCAGCGAGAGAAGGGAAUCUUUAAGCUUGUGGACUCAAAAGCUGUCUCCAAACUAUGGGGAAAACACAAAAACAAACCUGACAUGAACUACGAGACUAUGGGGAGAGCUUUGAGGUAUUACUAUCAAAGAGGAAUCCUGGCAAAAGUUGAGGGACAGAGGCUUGUUUAUCAGUUUAAGGAGAUGCCAAAAAAUAUAGUUGUCAUAGAUGAUGACAAAAAUGAAUCCUGCAAUGAAGAUUUGUCAAUGCCUACAGAUGAAAAAUCAUUGGAGAGAGUGUCUUUAUCUGCAGAAAACCUUUUAAAAGCAGCAACCUCUGCACGUGGAGGAAAAAAUUCGUCUCAGUUAACCUGUACCAGAACAGAAAAAGCAGUCACCAGAGUUGUGAAUAUUGCCUCACCAGUGCAUGAUACAUCAUCAUCUCAUCCCUCAACUACCACUACUACUGUCCCAGCAACGACAGCUCCCAGGACUGUACGAGUGGCAAUGCAAGUGCCUGUUGUAAUGACCUCUCUGGGACAGAAAAUUUCAACUGUGGCAGUACAGUCAGUAAAUGCAGGGUCGCCGUUAAUAACCAACACGAGUCCAACAACAGCCACAACUCCAAAGGUAGUAAUCCAGACAAUCCCUACUGUGAUGCCAGCCUCUGCUGAAAACGGAGACAAAAUCACGAUGCAGCCUGCCAAAAUCAUUACAAUCCCCGCCACGCAACUCACACAGUGUCAGUUACAAACAAAAACGGGCCUGACAGGGUCAGGAAGUAUUAACAUCGUUGGAACCCCGCUGGCUGUGAGAGCACUAACCCCAGUGUCUAUAGCUCACGGGACGCCAGUAAUGAGACUAUCGGUGCCUGCUCAGCAGGCAUCCAGCCAGACUCCUCCCAGGGUCAUUAGCGCGGUUAUAAAAAAUCCAGAAGUUAAAUCAGACACAGCGGCUAUAAAACAGGAACGGGAAGUGAAAACGCUGCAGCUUGUACAAGAAGAGAAGCCAACAGACGGAAGCAAGACUGUAACCCACGUAGUAGUAGUUAGUACGCCCUCAGCUAUUGCCCUUCCUGUAACAGUGAAAACAGAAGGAAUCAUUACAUGCGAGAAAUGAAGAACAGGUUGCGUGGACUUCUAGACUGUUACUCUUUUGGUUAUACUGACAUAAAUGGGGGAGGGAAGUGGACGCGAUCACCAAGUUGACAAGGAGAGUUUUGAACUGUUAAAUAAACGUGCGUAUGUUGAAGACUUACUGGAAAAAAUAUAUAUAUUUUCCCGUGUUUCAGUGGGAAUUGAACCACAUUGCUAUGCUGACAGAAACUGCCUCUUCCAGUUGGGAAACGGCUGAACCUAUGGAGAAGGAAUGAUAGAGAGACUGAAAAGGGACCAAACAGUUCACUACGUUAUCAAGUUACACUAAGAGCUGGAACACUAAAAAAGAGCUGUGUGAGAGGUUUGCCUUGGUUUUUAGCUUUCAGGGGGAGAGGAAAGUCUCAUUGUUAAAAAUGGCAAAUUCGGUGCAUUUUAUAUGCAAACCAGCAAUCACUACUGUGUGCCCACAGUACUCAACUGGUGCUAUGUGAAAAACUCUGCUACUAGGUAUUGUAGAAUGUGAAAUAUAAGACGAGAUUUAAGAGCUUCUAAAAGAAGACAGAAACCUAGAGGGAUUUUUGUAUCAUAGCUUAAGCAGAUUUAAAACGAAAGCCUUAGACUGAUUUUCAGUUAUCUUUCUUGAAAUAAGCUAAUGGCUUGUUUGUGUAAAGCUUUUUUAUUAAAAACAAAUUUUUAAAGAAUCUUGUACCUAGCACAGUAUUGUUAUAGAAUUACAUGUAACAUAUUUUGUAUGGUAGUUAAAGUCUGUCUAAAUUUCUUAAUUGUGGACAAAAUGGCAGCAGGCUUUUGGCCUUUUGCUGUAAUAUGCCUGUGUCUCUCACUUAGCCUUGACAUCUGUGCAUACAUUUCAGUUUCAGCUCUACUCUGUCACUUGAAAGGUCACACCCAGCAUGAGCUUUUGUCAGGUAGUUCUAAACCUGUAAAUUUUUUUUAGUUAAAGAGGGAAGUACCAGUGUUCAGAAUGAACUAUAAUAGUUUGUAUAUUCAACAUUUGAAGUAUAUUCUAUUUUGUUGUACUCUUGUUUCAAAGUGUAUUCAAGUAGGUUUUAAUGAAAUAUAGACAUGAAAUU
Molecule: messenger RNA, 3199 nt
Organism: Cygnus olor (mute swan)
Lineage: Eukaryota; Metazoa; Chordata; Aves; Anseriformes; Anatidae
Gene: ELF2
Product: E74 like ETS transcription factor 2
Exons: 9
Coding region: 343-2130 (595 amino acids)
Biological process (GO): regulation of transcription by RNA polymerase II; cell differentiation
Cellular component (GO): nucleus
Molecular function (GO): sequence-specific DNA binding; DNA-binding transcription factor activity, RNA polymerase II-specific
Source: RefSeq, a predicted model, not a curated record